Chelonoidis abingdonii (Abingdon island giant tortoise) is the source of this 6493-nucleotide messenger RNA. It is a transcript of the gene COL15A1, whose product is annotated as collagen type XV alpha 1 chain. Gene Ontology annotation, molecular function: extracellular matrix structural constituent conferring tensile strength. Gene Ontology annotation, biological process: extracellular matrix organization. The record is from RefSeq and is a predicted model, not a curated record. NCBI's taxonomy places the organism in Eukaryota, Metazoa, Chordata, Testudines, Testudinidae.
GAAUAAGGUUAAGGCGUUUAAGGCAGUGGUCUGAAAGGAAAAUCUAGAAGGAGUCAGAUUUCAGUGUUGGAGCACUCAUUGCAAUGAGUCACUGAGAGAGCCUGAGAGCUGCCUUUGUUUCACUCGAGUCUGAACGUUGGAGGAGACAACAGACUCCAAUUUUUAUUAACUUUUUCUUUUCAGAAGUAAAAAUUAAUGUUCACUGAACAUUUUUCCCACUUAAGGUCUUUCAACAAACUUUAAAAAAAAUGCUCUUAAGGCAUUGCUGGCGGCCCUGGAAUUUGCUACUACUGCACUGGGGUUCAUUUCUCCCUGUUGUUUUAGCAGCUCAGGUCAUAGAAGAACGAGGAUCAAAGGGUCAUCUUGAUCUGACAGAGCUGAUAGGCGUUCCACUCCCUCUUUCUGUCUCCUUUAUCACUGGCUAUGGAGGGUUUCCAGCUUACAGUUUUGGACCAGAUGCUAACAUCGGCCGUUUGACAAGCACUUUAAUACCACUGACCUUCUAUAAUGAUUUUGCUAUCGUAGUUACAGUAAAACCGAACAGCGAUGAUGGAGGUGUACUAUUUGCAAUAACGGAUGCCUUUCAGAAAACUAUAUACUUGGGAAUGAGACUAUCACCAGUUGAUGAUGGCACCCAGAGAAUAAUCAUGUACUACACAGAGCCUGGUUCCUACAUCUCCCAAGAGGCUUCUUCAUUUAAAGUUCCAGUGAUGACUAAUAAAUGGAAUCGGUUUACAGUGACUGUUCAGGGAAAUGACACUGUUCUGUUCAUGGACUGUGAAGAAUAUAACAGAGUUCAGUUUCAGAGGUCAUCUCAGGCCUUGCAAUUUGAAUCCAACUCUGGUAUAUUUGUUGGAAAUGCAGGAGCAACAGGAUUGGAAAAAUUCACAGGGUCGAUUCAACAACUAAUGAUCAAAUCUGACCCAAGGGCUACUGAAGACCAAUGUGAAGAUGAUGACCCAUAUGCAUCAGGAGAUUCUAGUGGCACUGGUAGCAUUCAAGAGCUGGAAGGACUUCCUGAGACAGAAGAAGUCAUUGCAUCUUCUCAACCCCUACCUGAGGAAACAACAGCUGGACCUGUAGAAGCACCUCCAACUGUAUCAGCUCAGUCAGAAGAAAUGGAUUUCUCAGGACAUCAUAUAUUAGAUGAAAUACCUGAACCACCUACAAUCAAAGAACAAGGUUCAACCAGUGCAGGAAAUGAUCAACAUGAAAGCGAUGCCACUACGGUAGCCCAGGAAAUACUAAAAUCAGAAGCUGGUUCUGGUGCUAUUGUUUUGCAAGGAGUGAGCAGAGAAAAGGGUCAAAAAGGUGAGAGAGGCGAAAAAGGAGAGCAAGGGCCGCGAGGACCACCAGGACCACCAGGAAAGUUGAAACUAGAAAAAAUGCAGACAGGGAUUCAAGGACCCCCUGGGCUUCUAGGAAAACCUGGGCGAGAUGGUGAACCUGGCAUUCCUGGUAAAGAUGGAUUGCCAGGUGAAAAAGGACUUCAGGGAUUGCCAGGGUUGAAGGGAGAGGAUGGCCUUAAAGGAGAAAAGGGUGAACCUGGUGUGGGACUGGCAGGACCACGAGGACUUCCUGGCCCUCCCGGCCCAUCUGCUCCAUUCAGAGGACUUAGUAGACUGGAACCUGAAGGAUCUGGGUCUGGUGACCUUGACAGAGACAGUGAGGUUUUAAGAGGUCUUCCUGGGCCACCAGGCCCUCCUGGAUUACCCGGAGCACCAGGAAAACCUGAUUCAAAUUCAGGACCCCCUGGAUCACCAGGAAAAGAUGGGAAAGAUGGACCUUCUGGUGAGCCAGGCCCUCCAGGGCCCCAAGGACAUCCUGGACUUGAUGGAAUGGUUGGCCCUCCUGGAAAGAAAGGAGAAAAAGGUGAUCAAGGUCUUCCUGGUGCAGUUGGCCCAAAGGGAGAUGCUGGAGAUAUUGGAUCACCAGGCCCAGAAGGCCAGUCAGGUGCUGAUGGGCAACCUGGAGAGCCUGGGCCUCAAGGACCACCAGGACCACCAGGGCCACCUGGCCCAGGCUAUGGGUUUGGAUUUGAGGACAUGGAAGGCUCAGGGAGCAUCAGUUUGUUGAGUGAACCCAGAAUUCCAGGAUCAAGAGGGCCAAAUGGUCGUGCUGGGGAGACUGGACAGCGUGGGCCAAUGGGACCAAAGGGAGAAAAGGGGGAUACUGGUCCACCAGGUAUAGCAGGUUUAAAGGGUGAGCAAGGUGCAGAUGGAAAGCCUGGAUUUCCCGGUGUUGCUGGACGUCCUGGAGAUGCAGGUCCAAAAGGGGACAAGGGUGACACAGGAUCCAAGGGUGAACCAGGACAGGAUGGUGCCAGUAUUGUUGGACCACCAGGGCCACCAGGACCACCCGGGCCAAUCAUAGCAGUACCAGAGCUGCUACUCAAUGAUACGGAUGGAAUUUCUAAUUUUACUGGAGUUAAAGGACUGCUUGGGCCUCCAGGGCCAGACGGCAGGCCUGGUCUACCAGGAUUUCCUGGCCCAAGGGGACCAAAAGGUGCCAUUGGACUGACUGGGUUACAAGGACCAAAAGGACAACGGGGUGAAAAGGGAGAACCCGGAUUUAUCAUAUCUGCAGAUGGAUCUCAAAGAGAACUAACAGGAAGACAAGGGCAGAAGGGUGAACAUGGAGCAAUGGGGCCACCAGGGCCUAUGGGACCAGUAGGACCUUCUGGACCUAAGGGAGAACUUGGUAUUCCUGGACGACCUGGCCGCCCAGGUUUGAAUGGACUGAAAGGUGUAAAAGGUGAACGGGGUGUAACAUUAUAUGGUCCUCCUGGCUUGCCUGGGCCCCCGGGACCCCCUGGACCUCCAGGGGCUGUAAUUCACAUCAAAGGAACAGUUUUCCCAGUUUCUCCUAGACCUCACUGCAAAAUGCCAGUUGGCACUGCUCAUCCUGGAAACCAAGAAGCUAACAUUUAUGGUAUGAAAGGCGAACCAGGCUCCUGGGGACUGCAUGGCCCACCAGGCUUAAAAGGUGAAAAAGGAGAGAGAGGCUCACCUGGACUACCAGGUCCUCCUCUGCCUUCAGCAUAUUUCAGCCACUUUGUUAACAGCAUGAAGGGUGAGAAAGGAGACAAUGGUGAAACUGGCUUCAAAGGGGAAAAAGGAGAACCAAGUGGAGGGUUCUUUAUGUCAGGGCCUCCUGGACCCCCUGGAAGACCAGGACUAGUUGGGCCAAAGGGGGAUUCAGUUGUUGGGCCAAGAGGCCCCCCUGGGUUACCUGGCCUACCUGGAUCUCCAGGGUAUGGAAUAGUUGGACCUCCCGGCCCACCAGGCCCUCCUGGACCCCCAGGACCUCCGGCGAUAUAUGGCUCAGCAGCUGCAGUUCCAGGGCCACCAGGUCCUCCCGGGGAGCCAGGAUUACCAGGAACUAGGAACCUGGUUACAACAUUCAGAAAUAUUGACGGAAUGCUGCGAAAGGUUCACUUAGUGGCAGAAGGUACAUUAAUCUAUCUGAGUGAAAGUAGCGAGGUGUUUAUCCGUGUUCGAGGAGGAUGGAGAAGAUUGCAGCUUGGGGAAUUAAUUCCCAUCCCAGCUGAUAGCCCUCCACCUCCAGCAAUUUCAGGCUAUGGAUUUCAGUCUCUUCCAGCACUAAGACCAGUUUCAGCUAUUAAUCAUGGAAAACCAACACUGCAUUUGGUGGCUUUGAACUUGCCACUUUCUGGUGCCAUGCGAGCUGACUAUCAAUGCUUUCAACAAGCCCGAGCGGCUGGUUUAAUGUCAACAUACAGAGCUUUCCUGUCAUCCCAUUUGCAAGAUCUGUCUACAGUUGUGAGAAAAUCAGACAGAUACAAUCUACCAAUAGUUAAUCUUAAGGGAGAAAUACUCUUCAACAACUGGGAGUCUGUGUUUACUGGCAGCGGGGGACAGUUCAACAUUCAGAUUCCAAUAUACUCCUUUGAUGGGAGAAAUAUCAUGACAGAUCCAUCUUGGCCGCAUAAAAUCAUAUGGCAUGGUUCAACUGCAAAUGGGAUCCGGCUAGUUAGCAACUACUGUGAAGCUUGGCGGACAGCUGACAUGGCAGUUAUGGGACAAGCAUCACCACUGACAACUGGGAAACUUCUGGAUCAAAAGCCUUACAGCUGCAGCAAUAAGUUUAUUGUUCUGUGUAUUGAAAACAGUUUUGUAUCUGAUAUCCGAAGAAAAUAAUUAAUCUGUUGCACAUAGAAAACAUUUGAAUUUUAUUUCAUAAAACAUUGACACUGAAAUCUAAUUUUUAAUGAUGUAAAUAUUCUGUUUUUUUAUUGCAUAUUUACAAAUAAAACCAAAGAAAGCAUACCUCAAGACAGAAUACUCCAGCAGGGUGGAAUUCAGGCCUGGCAGAUGGCCUUUGGUACCACUUAAACCCCACAUAAGGGCUGCAUGGAGAGUCAGCAGGCUGAGCAACCAUGCAGAAGUGCCUGUUAGUCCCUGGUGUGCUGUGGAUCUGGUCUCCAUGUUGGCUGGGGAUGAAGAUCACUUUGGGGAUGAGCCAAGUGUGAUCUGAGAGCAAGACCAAGGGAAGGACCACAAAUCCAUGUUUGUUCAGAUCUACUGGCUCUGGUACCACAAUCAACCAACACAGAAGGGCUGCUACUGCUACUCCAGCCCAUAGCAGCCCUCCACCCUGGCGGUAGAUUGUAGGGGAUGAGUUUGAUCUCCCCUUAUUCCUUCUUUCCACCAGAAUACUCAGAUAUGGGUUAUUUUAAAAAAAUGGCAACCUAAAGUUAGGGUCCCUAAAUUCUACAGUGCUGGGAGUUUUGAAGGAGCUUGCUGCCCCAUUUCAGUGGAAGCUAGCUAUGAACCUGACAGCCUGACUUCAGGCUCCCAUUUUUUAAAAUUUGGCACCGGGCUUUGUGGGAGGACUGAAUUUCACGAUCCAUACUUUGGUGCUACUAUUGUCAGGAAACCCCCAGCAAUGUUAACAGAAAACAUCCUGAUCGUACUAAUUGGUUUUACUGUCACAGCUGAGCACAGUAAAUGCGGGCACAAGAACCAUCUGAACUUUAUUCAUGCCACUGCAUCAUAGACGAAGCUUUUUCUUAGUGUAACAUACACUGCUGAGAGACAGACACCUGUCAUGUUUUCUUUAAAAUAGGUUUUAGGCAAUGUUGUGCCAUUAAGUUAUAUAUAAAGUGACUGCCUUGGUCCCCACCCCAUGGUGAGACUGUCACUUUUUCACUGCUAUUAUUCUUGUUAAUAUGAACUAACCCAUACUUAUAGAAAUGAUCAGUAAGUAUUCAUGUCUCACACAAACAGUAUUACCAUCACAUUUCUAUAUCUUAUCUGUAUUUUCCUACAGUAUAUUUUAACUUAAGGUAUUUACUUAUUGCCAUAAUCUAACAGACUAUAACUAUAAAAGAUGAACUUCCACAUUUUCAUUUUGUAAGUAUAAGCUAGAGACUAGAUUGGAAAUGACUAUUCUUUUAGAUUUUGUGACUCACUUGCCAUCAGAUCAGAAUUUAAUACUCCACUAGCUACUUUCAUUGAAGUGAAGAUUUCCAUCCGUAUGGCUUUUAUUAUUAUAAAUGCAUUGGUUUUUAGAUGAUGUAAAAAUAUGAAAUCCAGUUUUAUUUUUCCAUUUUAAGUAAUACAAAAGCAUCUUUCCUGGAUUAUCUGAGUCACCUGUUUGCUUUCUCACUGUAAACAUCAAUUUCAUUGCUAUAAUGUACUAAUGAGGCAACGAUGCCUUUUUAUCACACUUAACUCUAUUUUGAACAACAAUUCACUAUGCUCAUUUAGGCUUCGUGGCUGCAGAAGGCCGAGCAUUUCUGUGAGGUGCUGGGCACCUUCAACCCCAAACUUGGAGCUGAGGAUCCUGCAAGGUGCUGAACUUCAAGUGCCCUGAUCCUGCCAGACAAUCCAUGCUGAGUCCCACUGAGGUCAUGAGACUUCACGUAGGUGCAAGGGUCUACCUGCAGGGACUGUUUGCAAGACUCGGGCCUUAGCAGUGUAUUCAGUUAGCAGUCCCUGUCCUGCUGAAAAGUGAGAUUGUUAGUGACACCGUCAGGAUACUAGAGCAAUGUUAGUGAUUUCGCUGUAUUAGUGGUUUCUCACCUUAAUAAGAAAGCCUCAUAUAAGGACAUAUUGUAUUCUCUCCAGGUAUUACUCUACUUUAAUAAUUAGAAGAACUUUACUGAGGCUACAUCUGUAUUACCACUUAUGUUGGCUUCUCCCGCUGACAUAGGCCAUGUCUACACUACAAAGUUAAGUCAAGUUUAUGUAAGUCGACAUCGAGCCUCCGAUUUAAGCAAGUCGAUCUUGCGUGUCCACACUACAUUGUGUUGGCAGAGUGCAUCUUCACUAGCAGGGCUUGCAUCGAUACGUGGAGCACUGCACUGUGGGUAGCUAUCCCAUAGUGCAUGUAGCUGAGUGGAAUUUUGGGUUGGGCUUGCAAUGUCUUAUGAGACCAAAACAUUGGUGCGGGUGGUUAUGGAAACAUGGCGUUAGCCUCCCAUGAUGCACUUACCUCCCUCUCUCCUCCCUGAAAUCAAUGACAAACA